GAAAUCAUGUUUCUACUUGUAGCAGCCCUGUGUUUAACAACUGUCUUCGCUGUUCCUGUGCAUGACCCAGCCUUAGAUGAAACAUGGAACUUGUUUACAGUAUAUUAUGGAAAAAAAUAUGAAAAGGAUGAAACUACGUGGAGGAGGUUAAUAUUUGAAGAUAACUUUAGGAACAUCAUGAAACACAACAUGGAACAUUCAGCGGGAAAGCACACCUACACCCUUGCAAUGAACCAUUUUGGGGACAUGACCACAGAAGAAUUCAAACAGCUAAUGAAUGGAUACAAGCAUAAACCCAAUAAGACACGAGGAGCAACAUUCCUGCCACCAAAUAACUUUGAGGCUCCAAAAACGGUUGACUGGCGUAAAGAAGGCUAUGUAACUCCAGUGAAAGAUCAGGGUCAGUGUGGUUCAUGCUGGGCUUUCAGUUCCACUGGUGCUAUGGAAGGCCAACACUUCAGGAUAAGUGGGAAGCUGGUGUCACUAAGUGAGCAAAAUCUUGUGGACUGCUCUAGACCAGAAGGCAAUGAGGGUUGCAAUGGAGGGCUGAUGGAUCAAGCUUUCCAAUAUAUUCUUGACAAUAAAGGCAUAGAUUCUGAAGAGUCCUAUCCAUACCUUGCCAAGGAUGAUCAAGAGUGCAAAUACAACCCAGACAACUUGGCUGCCAAUGACACCGGUUUCAUGGAUGUCCAAUCUGGGGAUGAGAAGGCUCUCAUGAAAGCUGUGGCAUCAGUUGGUCCAGUCUCAGUAGCCAUUGAUGCUGGACAUCAGUCAUUCCAGUUCUAUCAACAGGGAAUUUACUAUGAACCAGAAUGCAGCAGUACAGAUUUGGACCAUGGUGUUUUGGUUGUUGGCUAUGGAUUUGACGGUGAGGAUGUUGACGGCAAGAAGUAUUGGAUUGUUAAAAACAGCUGGAGUGAGAAAUGGGGAAACAAUGGAUACAUCUAUAUCGCCAAAGACAAGAAGAAUCAUUGUGGCAUUGCUACAGCUGCCAGUUAUCCUUUAGUUUAAUUUUUUUCAAAGACAUUUAUUUGCUGGGAACCUGAAGAUUUUAUAUUUGUUUUAAUCAAACUAAAUGCUACAAGAUCACAACUACUCUGGGUGACCUCACAUCUAAGCUGGAUUGUUAGUGUUUUAAUGUUUUAGUGUUUUAUGUUUUUUUAUAAAAAAAUAAAACCUGUUUUACU
Nanorana parkeri is the source of this 1187-nucleotide messenger RNA. Its product is annotated as cathepsin L1-like. Lineage: Eukaryota; Metazoa; Chordata; Amphibia; Anura; Dicroglossidae. The record is from RefSeq and is a predicted model, not a curated record. Gene Ontology annotation, biological process: immune response. Gene Ontology annotation, cellular component: lysosome. Gene Ontology annotation, molecular function: cysteine-type endopeptidase activity. Bases 7 to 1011 code for a protein of 334 amino acids. The transcript has 7 exons.